AACCGGAGGUGGGGAUAUUUUACCAAUGCUUUCUGCCUAAUGUGACCAUUUCUCACUACUGUUCGACAUACUGGCUGAAAAAUGGGAGCCUUUGGAGUGAUAUUAUGGAUUUUACAGUACGCGGGACUUUACGUUCAACUUAACGCAGCGCUCAUCGUUGGACACGGCGAGGUGGAUAAUCACAUCUCUGGAAAUGCGCUCUUUACAGAGGUGCCACAUGACAUCAUAACACAGAGCGGUGAGGAUGUAGAGAUGGCCUGUUCCUUCAGAGGGGCGGGCUCCCCCUCCUACUCCCUUGAGAUCCAGUGGUGGUACAUCAAGGACCACAGCAACCAGCAAGAGAAGACUUCACAGCCCACCAGUAAUGUUGUCCCCCUGGAGGAAACAUCAAAAGAUGCCACCAAAAUUAGUGUGGUUAAAGUUGCUGGCAGCAACAUCUCCCACAAGCUCCGCCUCUCUAGCGUCAAGCUAUCAGAUGAGGGCACAUACGAGUGUCGAGUCAUUGAUUUCAGUGGCACCAAGGCACAGCACUACCGUGUUCGCGCCUACCUUCAGGUGGAACCGGAGAGGAGACAGGGGAUCCUGAAGCAGUACCCUGAGCACCAAUCAGAAGGCAAGAACCUGAAGAAGAGAUCAGCCAGCAGCAGCACUGACUGCAAUGAGAGCUGUGUGCUUUAAAGAGGGCGGUCUGUCCGUCUGUCUGCAUGUUCAAGACCUAUCUCUAAUGAGGGAUGGUCAUAAACACACACGAGUGUGCAGUCGAGGAAAUCGAUAUAACAGGACACUUUGUGUUUGUCUUUAAAAUUGCUGUCUGAAUGCCAAAAAGGGAAUGAUUUGAAUGACAGUACACAUGAUUGUGUUUCGUUUGUUGCUUUUUCUUUCAUUGCAUCAAGUUUAAGUUAAUGUUGCAGUGAGGAAAACUUUUGUGAUUUUGUUGAAGGAAUCGUGCUUUCAGUAUCAAAGCACCUAAACCCCUCUGACAGUUAGUUUACAAUGCAGUCAUGAGUUAGAAGCAUUUUCAAUAGCAGAACUAAUUAUAUAAGCUAACUUGAAGUUCAUUGUACUGGGGAAAUAGACUGUUUAGUUUCCUUUGCAAUGUAUUAAUUUUAC
This is a messenger RNA of Cheilinus undulatus (humphead wrasse), 1110 nucleotides long. It is a transcript of the gene vstm2lb, whose product is annotated as V-set and transmembrane domain containing 2 like. The record is from RefSeq and is a predicted model, not a curated record. The coding region runs from base 82 to 678 and encodes 198 amino acids. The transcript has 4 exons. NCBI's taxonomy places the organism in Eukaryota, Metazoa, Chordata, Actinopteri, Labriformes, Labridae.